GUCUACACUGUUCAGUCAGUCACAUCAACUGUGGGAUACUUGAGGUGAACUGCGUAGUUACCGAAGAAAUUCGCGUAUCCUCGUGUUUUAGUUAGUCGGUUUCGGUUUUUCUUUUGGUUAGUUAGUAACGUAGAUAUUGUGAAUCAUGAAGGAAAGAAGAAAUGCACAGCCACUGGUUGUCAGAUGUAAACUGGUGCUGGUUGGGGAUGUUCAAUGCGGGAAAACUGCGAUGUUACAGGUUUUGGCGAAGGAUUGUUAUCCAGAGACGUACGUGCCCACAGUGUUUGAGAAUUACACAGCUUGCCUGGAGCUUGAUGAUCAGCGUGUUGAACUGAGUUUAUGGGACACAUCAGGAUCCCCAUACUAUGAUAACGUGAGACCCCUUUGCUACAGUGACUCUGAUGCAGUGCUUCUAUGUUUUGACAUCAGCCGUCCAGAUAUCUUUGACAGUGGACUUAAAAAGUGGAGGACUGAGAUCCUUGACUUCUGUCCCAGUACUCGUAUUCUCCUUAUUGGCUGCAAGACAGACCUUCGCACAGAUGUCUGCACACUGAUGGAGCUGUCCAAUCAAAAACAAACACCCAUCACUCAUGAGCAGGGCUCUGCCAUGGCCAAACAGUUGGGCGCAGAGGCUUAUCUGGAAUGUUCAGCCUUCACCUCUGAGAAAAGCAUCCACAGCGUGUUUCGUACCGCAGCGCUGGCCUGCAUCAACAAGCUUCAGCCGCUGGCCAAACCCAGCCCGACCCGUCGGCUGUCCAAACGCCUUCUUCACCUUCCCAGCAGGUCUGAGCUGCUCUCUUCCACCUUCAAGAAGGAGAAAGCAAAGAGUUGCUCCGUAAUGUGAGUGGAGCUUUCAGCUCCCCCCAAAAAGCUACACCAUUCCCUGCGCUUUAGUCUGGGGAAGGGGGGUGGGUUCCGAUUGCCACAUCAUUGAAUUGUGGGAUCCUUCCUCACCCCCCAACGAAACACCUAUCAGAACAAGCGGACACCAUGCUGUCCUCUAUGUCCUGAGUUCUUCAACAGUGCAUACCUGUUUUAUCUUGCUUUUUUAAAGAGGUUCGAUCAUCAGCUGUCAUCUAGUCACUCCUUGCUAUUAUCAAGCAAAUUACUGUCGCACCAGUGUUAUUGUGCCAGUUGAAGCUCGGAAUGAUUCAACUUAGUAAAUAGAAAACAAAUGUUUAAAAAAGGUUACAAAUAAUGUUCGUACAAUGUAAGCGUAUAGUGUAUAAAUAUGAGAUCGCUAUCUGAGAUUCAAAAUGAAAGACAUGCAUACAGUAUGCACUAAAGACUCUAGCUGGAGGAAUAGCUCAAGGCGUUGUGGAACAGUGCAUGAGGCCCAGGGCACGUAAAGGAGAAGGCCGGCUGCAUCCGACACUGACGUUUAUUUGGCAUUAUCAUGCUGGUUUGAUUGGCUGCUGUGCAGGUAAAAUGUGAUUAUUAUUAUUAUUAUUUUAAAGUGGAAGCUGCCUGUUUUUGUGGGCCACCACUUAUUUCUUAAAGCGAUUAAGACCGAAACAGAGGGCCAAAAAUAUUUGCCAACCAAAGUCGAUUUUUCAAACCAUCACUCCCUUCACUGAAAUACUCUCUGAUAUAUGUACAAGCUUCUAUUUUUAGAAGCAAUAACUAUCGGAGGGAUUGGAGGGGUGUGACCAAGGUCCAUUACAGUGAUGAUCUGUAUCUACGACUCCUGCUGCUGUAGUGUAGGCAACCAAGAAUCUGUGAACCGAUCCGUGAGGUUUAAAGGCGCUCUAAGCGAAUCUGUGUGACGUUACUUUUUGUUGAUGUUUGAACUGUUUUCAAACAAACGGAGCGUAGCUAACUCCUCCCCGUCCCCUUCCCUUCUGUGCUUUCAUGAACGUGCCUAACACCCCACCCCCAAAUCCUUCUUGUCGUUUAUUGGCUGGAACACGUUGUUUUCGUUUCUGUUGGUAGGUUUGGCCAAUUUGUUUUUAUUGCAGUUUGUGAAGCCUAGGCUGUCUACAGUUUGAUCAGCGGACAGGCAGCAAGCAGAUAGUGGGAAGAUGUUUGCUGUAUGUAACAAAAAAUGUUUUAUGGUCUAAAACGCGUGAAUUCGCUUAGAGCACCUUUAACUCUUAUCAGAUCGAAAUAGGCCUGAUUAAUCUUCUUUUAUUCUCGAAAAUUACCUCCUGAGAUAUUGUAGCACUAUGUUGACGUUUUCAUGAAAUUAUAAAAUGUUAUGAUUUGUGAUCGGACCAGCAUAGAUUUGUUUAGUCACACAUCUAUGUGAUAUUUUAUCGUAGCAUUCAGUGACCUCCAAUGUCCAUUCCUCUAUAUCCGUGCUCAUAUAUUGACCUCCCCGCAGCAGUUCUUCCUGAAAUAUUUGUGGAUAACCUUACCUGGAAUAUACCUAAAGCUUCGUGUUUUAUGUGCAAAGUGCUGAUUUUUAAGUCUGCUUUACACCACAAAGCAAUAAUAAUUAUUUGAGUCUGUAGAGCGGCAAUAAGUAAAAAAAAAAAAAGCCUAGUAAUUAAUCCGUGCUACUGCUUUGUGGACGUACGUACGUACAGUAUAUGUAAGUUGAAAUACAUCACAGCUGCUGUAAAAACAAGCAAAUAUAUUGUGAUUCUGUUAUUAGGUAACAUUUUCGGUCGUACUAAAACAAAUUAAACCAGUUAUUGGAGUACAUCACAUUUGUUCCUCAGCUUUUCAUAGGAAUAGUAAUGUUGCGUUUAUGAGCAUAUGGGAGGUAAAUGCAUUAAGCUGGAAGUAUAGUCCCGUUUAAACACAUACGCGAGGGUCCACGUACACUGUAUGCGCACCCCUACAUUUUUGUUAUUGUGCAUGCGGAUACAAGAGACCGAAGUAUGUAGACCAGAAGAUGCAUUGCAUAUUAUCGCAAUGUGCAUGCGUUGAACGUCUGUGUACACAUAUGAGUCAAAUAAACUUCGCGUAUGUAUGCUCGCGUAUGUACACGUAUAAAAACAGACUAUACUCUUGGUUUUAAGGGCGGGUGGACUUGGAAGAGGAUUCAGACACUGACUCGUGAUAAGGGCUUUGAUUUUUGUGUGUAUCUGCAAGGUCAGAAUGAAAACAGGCUGGCCCUGUUUAUUGAAAGAUAUUUUUACAUAUAACCAUUGCUUUAGUUUGUUGUUUUUUUCUCAUUUCUGUACACAAAUCUGUAUUUUUCUCAUCACAACAAAUCACCAGUGAUGGAAGUGGGCAGCCACUGUAAUUUCUUCGCUCCAGUGGCUGUUUACAGACUCCGCCACUGUGACCGCAACUUUAAUUCCUUUGCAUUGUGUACAAACUGCACAAAUAGAGAAUGACUUUUGGGUGAUGGAGAUUGCAAAAACAUGUCACGUGACUGGUUGGAUGUUGUAGCUGCUGAUUUACUUGCAAAAAUGUUUUUUUUUUAAAGCUCUGGGUAAUCUGAGCUUUCCAGAUGAUUCAUCGUAGAUAAAUGAUUCUGUGCCGUCAGUCAUUACACUGCCAUUGCACAUCGUAGCGUACGAUUACACUUCAAGCAUGUACUGUGGUUCCUCAGUUGUACAGAUCCUGUUUUGUAAUCUUUGUAAGACAUGUAAAACAAUGUCAUGAGAUUAAUAUUUGUUUAUGUUGUGAAUUGACAAAUAUGUGCUUGAUGUAAACUUGCUUAGUCUUAUUUAUUUGGAUUCAUCGUUUGAGGUGAUUAUUUUACGUUUGUGUUGUACACACAGUUUUGUUUCUUAACAUUAUUGUUUUGAAUUAUUGAAUUUCCCCUCUCUUUGUCUUUGCAGUAAUAAAGCUUGCCUUUGUGUGGCA
Molecule: messenger RNA, 3762 nt
Organism: Misgurnus anguillicaudatus (oriental weatherfish)
Lineage: Eukaryota; Metazoa; Chordata; Actinopteri; Cypriniformes; Cobitidae
Gene: rnd1b
Product: Rho family GTPase 1b
Biological process (GO): small GTPase-mediated signal transduction
Molecular function (GO): GTP binding; GTPase activity
Source: RefSeq, a predicted model, not a curated record